Anopheles maculipalpis is the source of this 1724-nucleotide messenger RNA. Its product is annotated as gonadotropin-releasing hormone receptor. NCBI's taxonomy places the organism in Eukaryota, Metazoa, Arthropoda, Insecta, Diptera, Culicidae. Gene Ontology annotation, biological process: neuropeptide signaling pathway. The coding region runs from base 18 to 1724 and encodes 568 amino acids. Gene Ontology annotation, cellular component: membrane. The transcript is spliced from 5 exons. The record is from RefSeq and is a predicted model, not a curated record. Gene Ontology annotation, molecular function: corazonin receptor activity.
AGCUCGGUAGCGGCAAAAUGCCGCCAUCGUUCAACCUCUCCACGGCCACGUAUGAGUUGUUCGCGGGAAAUGUAUCAUCCACGCUGGAAAACUAUACCGUCUCGAUGGCGGACACGUUUGCAUACGAAGCCCUACACUCUCCGCGAGCACUGCUGGCGCGAAAUGCGUCGAUUACGCUCGGAUUUCAACAGCAACAGCCGAACGCAACCGUUGCCAACCUAACCACGGGACACAACGAAAGUCUUGCCAACCUGCUACUCCAUCCGGGCGUCCAUCAACUGUCCAGCGGGUUGGUAACGCUUGUCGGUGACAUCAUGAGCUCGUCGGGCGAAACCAUUCUCCCUCGGGAGGAGUGCGAUCGGCUCAACAUUAGCUACACGCUCGAGGGUACGGCUAUGGCGAUACCGGGCCUAAGCUGUUACGAGCAUGCACCGACACUGUCCAAAUCGGGCGUCAUCCGGGUGAUCGUCCUGUCGGCGAUGGCGAUCGUGUCGUUGCUCGGAAAUUUCGCCACCAUGUGGAACAUCCAAAAGAACAGGAAAUCGCGCCGCGUUACCCGCCACAAUUGGAGCGCUAUCUAUUCGCUCAUCUUUCAUCUGUCGAUAGCAGACGUGCUGGUGACGGGGUUUUGCCUGAUCGGUGAAGCGGCCUGGUACUAUACGGUGGACUGGGUGGCGGGAAACAUUUUCUGCAAGCUGUUUAAAGUUUGUCAGAUGUUUAGCCUGUACCUGUCCACGUACGUGCUGGUGUUGGUCGGGGUGGACCGGUGGGUUGCGGUCAAGUAUCCGAUGAAGUCGCUCAACACCGCUCGGCGAUGUCAUCGGUUUCUGUUCGUGGCCUAUCUGCUGUCGUUUCUGCUCAGUACUCCACAGUGGAUGAUAUUCCGGGUAGCGAAAGGACCGUUUUUGGAGGACUUUUACCAGUGCGUAACACACGGCUUCUACACCGACCGAUGGCAGGAGCAGCUCUACACGACCUUUACGCUAGUGUUUAUGUUCAUCAUUCCGCUGCUGAUAUUAAUCGGCACCUAUUUAUCAACAUUCAUGACGAUCUCAAGUAGUGAAAAAAUCUUCCGCAUCGACACGUCGGCCGUCGACCGGACGACGUACUAUCGGCGCUCCGACACGAACCGUCAGCGGUUGAUACAUAAGGCGAAGAUGAAGUCCCUCCGGAUAUCCGUCGUCAUCGUGGUGGCAUUCGUCGUGUGCUGGACACCGUACUACAUCAUGAUGCUGAUAUUCAUGUUCCUGAAUCCGACCGAACGCUUCGGCGAGGACCUGCAGUCGGGCAUCUUCUUCUUCGGUAUGUCGAACAGCCUGAUCAAUCCGCUGAUUUACGGUGCGUUUCACCUGGUGCCGAUCCGACAGCGACGCAAUCAGUACAAUCAACAUGUAAGGGAAGGCUCUGUGUACUUUCAGCGGUCGUCCACCUUCAACCAUCACAAUGGCCACCAGCGGAACCUGAACCCGCACAUCAAGUUUUCCAACUCGCACUCCAACCUGCCGGAGGAAAUAUCGCUCAUGUCGCUGGAAAAGGAUCUCCGCAGCCUCGAUGAGAACGUCAACCAGAUCCAUCAGAAGGGUGGAGGAGCAGGAGGCGGCGGUGGUGGUGGAGGAGCCAGUGGAGGAACUGUUGGUGGUUCGCGGAUCAAGCGGCGUAGCUUUACCAGCAAGUUUCUGUCCUUUUCCCGGCUACUGCAGCGCAAUCAUCCCACUAAGCUUUAA